AUGCCUUCCCCCUCAAACCGCGCCGCAUGGCAACAACAAUGCCACACCCCCCUCCAAAUCAAACAAACCCCCUACCCAGAGGCAUCAACUCUCCUCCCAACCCACCUCGUCAUAAAAGUUCACGCAUGGGCCAUCAAUCCCGCAGACAUCAUCCUCCAAGAUACCGAGAUGGCUUUCGUCAAGUACCCUGUUAUCCUAGGUGAAGAUAUUGCCGGCACGAUCGUCGAAGAAGGAAGUAGCGUUACCCGCUUCACAAUUGGAGAUAGGGUUAUUGCUUUUGCGUUGGGUGCUAGUGGGGGACCUGCUAUGGGUGGAUUUCAGGAAUAUGUUGUUGUUGAUGAGAGUCUUGUUGCGAGGAUUCCGGGGUGGAUGGCUUUUGAAGAGGGGGUUGUUUUGCCGCUGGGCUUGACUACAGCGGCGCAUGCGCUUUCUCAAAAGGAGUAUUUAGGUUUACCGGUUCCGGGAUCUGGAACUGCGAAGAGUCAAGCUGAGCUUCAAACUGGAGCUGAAGCCGGUGUGAAGGGGAAGGGAAAGAAAUCCGUGCUUAUUUGGGGAGCUAGUUCUUCCGUUGGAAGUAACGCUGUCCAAUUAGCUGUUGCAUCAGGCGUGGAAGUUCUCGCCACAGCUUCAAAGAGUAACUUUGAAACUGUCAAGAAGCUCGGUGCAAGUCUUGUCUUCGAUUAUAACGACACUGAUAUCGUUGAGCAGGUUGUGAAAGAGUUAGAUAUCAGAAGUGAUGGUUGUGUGGGUAUCUUUCAGGCUGCUGGGUAUGCGGCUGCUUUGGAGCCGGUUUUGGACAUUGCGAAAAAGAUUGCAUCUGAUGUUUUUGUGGCUACGACUGUGCAUUUGGCUGAGGGUGUGGUUCCGGAGGGUGUUAGGGCUAAGAUGGUUUUUGGGUCUGGGCAUGAUAAUGUUUUGGGGGUUUGGAGUGAGUUUUUGCCUGAUGCUUUGGAGGAGAAGAGGUAUCUAGCUGCGCCGGAGGCUUUUGUUUUGGAGACGAGAGGACUUGAGGGGAUUCAGGAGGGCUAUGAUGUUUUGAAAAAGGGGGUUUCGGCGAGGAAGAUUGUUGUUCUUGCGGAGUAG
Penicillium angulare is the source of this 1083-nucleotide messenger RNA. RefSeq names its product zinc-binding alcohol dehydrogenase family protein. NCBI's taxonomy places the organism in Eukaryota, Fungi, Ascomycota, Eurotiomycetes, Eurotiales, Aspergillaceae. Bases 1 to 1083 code for a protein of 360 amino acids. The transcript has a single exon. Gene Ontology annotation, molecular function: oxidoreductase activity, acting on NAD(P)H. The record is from RefSeq and is a predicted model, not a curated record.